CUUCCCCUCACACUCGCACUCGCAUUCUCUACGCUCUACAAGAAACGUCUAAUCAUAGUAGUAUGCCAUUAAUGUUGUGACGUGGUGUUAUAUAUUAUUUUUUUUAAACAAUAUAGAUAUAUAUAGAUAUAUAUAUAUAUAUAUAUAUAUUCAGCGAGACACGUGUGCUGCAAAGAAAACGGCAAAUAUCGCAGUAAGAAAAAAUGAUGCAGGAUGAAGACUUAGGUGGUUCUACGAGACGGAAUGUCGUUAGUCAAGGAAUAACAAGAAUAUCGCAGAUAUAUCAAAGAUAUCUAGAUCUAUGGACACCUCAUGCAAUAUCAAGAUGGCUGUUUGCCCUAUUCCUAUUAGUUCUUUUUAUUCUACGUAUAUUUAUAUCUCAAGGAUGGUAUAUUGUUACAUAUGCAUUAGGAAUUUAUCACCUCAAUUUAUUCAUAGCAUUCCUUACUCCAAAAAUUGAUCCUGCUAUGGAUUUUGAUGAUGGAGAGGGCCCAGAGUUACCUACCAGAUCAAAUGAAGAGUUUAGGCCAUUUAUCAGAAGAUUACCUGAAUUUAAAUUUUGGUACUCAGUAACAAAGUCUACAAUUGUUGCCAUGAUUUGCACACUAUUUGAUUGCUUUAAUAUACCAGUAUUCUGGCCGAUACUUGUUAUGUAUUUCAUAACGUUAUUUUGUAUCACAAUGAAGCGGCAAAUAAAGCAUAUGAUUAAGUAUAGAUAUUUGCCUUUUACUCAUGGCAAACCAAAAUAUCAGAACCAUGAAGAUACCUCACGGUUGAUAUCGUCAAAAUGAAUAGAAAUAAAGAUACAUUGUGCCUGUGCAGGCGUGUAAGCGUAUAGAUUUCAAUUUCUUCUAGUACAGCGCAAGGAACAUUAAAAGAAAACAAGAGACAGAGAGAGAGAGAGAGAGAGAGAGAGAGAGAGAGAGAGAGAGAGAGAGGGAACAAAGAGAAAAUUUUUUUUAACAUUUAAAAAGAACGGAUAUCGCCUUGUAUGAAAAAGGAUCACGAAAGCGCAUAACUCUUGAUUAUAUAAUAUACGGUAUAAUAAUUGAAUUAUAUAAUAUCUUAAUAUAUUUGUAUCAUAAAACUUGUACAAAGUAUUGUUAGCUCUUAUCUCAUUAAAAAAAAAAGAAAAUAUCAUGCAUAGCAAUUGAUAUCGGAUGCAGUUGUCAAUGUAAUACACUGUGAAUGAAUGUAAGAAAUUCGUAUGCAUACAGAGAUGUUAUUACAAUUAAA
This is a messenger RNA of Camponotus floridanus (Florida carpenter ant), 1236 nucleotides long. RefSeq names its product protein RER1. The transcript is spliced from 6 exons. The record is from RefSeq and is a predicted model, not a curated record. Gene Ontology annotation, biological process: retrograde vesicle-mediated transport, Golgi to endoplasmic reticulum; protein retention in ER lumen. Gene Ontology annotation, cellular component: Golgi membrane. NCBI's taxonomy places the organism in Eukaryota, Metazoa, Arthropoda, Insecta, Hymenoptera, Formicidae. Bases 204 to 791 code for a protein of 195 amino acids.